CUUCACAUACAAUACAACAAGAAGAGAGGUCAUACAUAAACACAACCUUCCCCUCUUCCUUUUUUCCCAUUUCACCUUCCCUUUUAUCAACCCAUUCAUUAGAUUCCUACAAUCUCCAAAUGGUCUUCUCUGUUUUCCAUUGGGUUGUACAGAUUCUGAGCUAAAAAACCCAUCUUUUUACCUUUCAAUUACUUGUUGAAUUUUUGCUGUUUUUAGUGGUUUUUCUGGGACUUUAAGAUACAGACUCCUCUGGGUCUUGUUGGGUUUUUGCUAUUUUUUGCAGAACUAUAUUGUAGAAAAAGGCUUCAUACCCAGAAGCAUAAGUUCUAUAACUGGCUCAAGAAGAAUAAUUUAAGUCAUAUAUAUUUAAAAAGUUUAAUCUUUUAAAAUUUUUGUUGAAAAAAUUUUCUUGGGAAAACUGGUUUCUUUCUCCCUAUUAAGACUCAAUCCUUUUGGAAAGUUUGCUUAUUUUAAAAUUUAGGGAGAAAAGAAAUUCACAGAUAUGGGAAAGCAAGGACCUUGCUAUCACUGUGGUGUUACAAGCACCCCUCUAUGGCGCAAUGGGCCUCCAGAGAAGCCAGUACUGUGCAAUGCAUGUGGAUCCCGGUGGAGAACAAAAGGGACACUCGUAAACUAUACCCCUUUACAUGCUAGAGCAGAACCAGAUGACCUUGAGGACUAUAGAAAUUCUAGGGUGAAGAAUAUCUCUGUUAAGAAUAAAGAGGCAAAGGUUCUUAAGCGGAAGCCGAAUCAUGAAAUUGAAGUUGGAGCCUUUUCUCCUGAUUAUAACCAUGGCUUCCGCAAAGGUUUAGAUGAAGACACAAGCAACAGAUCCAGUUCAGGCUCUGCUAUAUCUAAUUCUGAGAGCUGUGCCCAAUUUGGCAGUGCUGAUGCAAGCGACUUGACUGGUCCAGCCCAGCCCAUGGUUUGGGAUUCAAUGGUGCCUUCAAGGAAGAGAACCUGUGUUACUCGUGCUAAGCCGUCACCAGUUGAGAAGCUUACCAAGGAUCUGUAUACCAUCUUACAUGAACAUUCUCCCUACUUCUCUGGGUCUUCUGAAGAAGAUUUGCUUUUUGAGAGUGACAAACCUAUGGUAUCUGUUGAGAUAGGACAUGGAAGUGUACUCAUUCGGCAUCCCAGCUCAAUAGCUAGAGAAGAAGAAUCAGAAGCUAGCUCCCUUUCGGUUGAUAACAAGCUACACCCAGUCAAUGAGGCUUAUUCUCGGUUGACAACCUUUUCUGUACAUACUGAUAACAAAGGUGUCAAUCUUCCAAAUCCAGGAGCAGAGAAAGUUAAGAAGCCUACUGGGCAGGGUGGGGAACAAGAGCAGAUUAAAUGGGAUAAAGAUCAGCUGGAGAAACUGCAAUUGCUGGGUCAUCACAGUUCGCCACUAUGUUAUGUUGAUCUGAAAGAUCUUCUCAAUUUUGGUGAGUUUGUGAGUUGCUUAACUAAGGAGGAGCAUCAGCAGUUACUUAAAUAUUUACCGUCCAUUGAUACUUCUGGACCACCUGAGAGUCUCAGAAACAUGUUUGAUAGCAUACAAUUUGAGGAGAACCUGUCUUCCUUCCAGAAGCUGCUUGCUGAAGGUGUUUUUGACAACACACUAUCGGGGGUGAAGACAGAAGAUUGUAGGACUCUGAAGAAAUUUGUAUUGUGCAAUUUGACAAAAUCAAAAUGGGUGGGUCAAUAUAAUCUACUAAAGGAUGUUAAAUGUAGAAGUAGUAUUAGCAUGUCUGAAGUUGCAGGAGAAUUUGAUGCUGUUGCAACUGGUCAUUCAGUGAAUGCUAAAAGAUCACGUGAUGGACAAUAUCAGAAGUUUCCAGCAGCAAAGACCAUAAUGAAGAGUCCAAAAAGAGUGAUGAUGAAAGCCAGCUAUGAACACAGGGAGGUAACAGACAAUGAUGGCUCAUGCUUCAGUCCGAGAAGUCUCUUUGCCCUGCCUGCUGAUAAUAGCUCCUUGGUGCUGGACUCUUUCAAUACGGCAGAAAGUUCAGAUCAGGAUCUACUGCUGGAUGUGCCUUCCAACAGUUCAUUUCCGCAGGCAGAACUCCUGCUUCCAACUUCAAGUUUUGGUGCCCAAGCAAGCACUUGUAGUAGCUCAGGAUACCCACAGCUCUUGCAUCCCUAACCAUAGCAGCGCGACCCUGAUACAAUAGCUAGGCUAUUAGAUGCCGUCUUGUCACUUCUUCCAAACCCAGCUGUUGUGCUUCAUAUGUUUUGCAUGCCAACAUGAAACGUGGGAUCUGUUUUGAGGGUUGCUUUUCCCCUUUUCUUGGUUUUUUUGGCUCGGGCUGCUUUACCUAUAUCAUACAUGGAAUUCUAGGAAAUGGAUAUGGGUGGCUUUUUGUAUAGGUUGACAGAUAUUGUAUUAUAUAGCUCAUAACGCCGAAGAGGUGGUAACUUAAAACUUUGAAGAGUUCCAUAUGCUACAUAGUUGUUAAGCCUGCCAUCAGUGACUGGCAUAUCUCUCUCUCUUGGCCGAUGAGCCGAGCAAUGUCAUAUCUUUAUCUAAACGUCAAUUUGCUAGCCAUCACUUGAGAUCUCAA
This is a messenger RNA of Coffea eugenioides, 2546 nucleotides long. Its product is annotated as GATA transcription factor 26. Lineage: Eukaryota; Viridiplantae; Streptophyta; Magnoliopsida; Gentianales; Rubiaceae. Gene Ontology annotation, biological process: regulation of DNA-templated transcription. The record is from RefSeq and is a predicted model, not a curated record. The transcript is spliced from 8 exons. Gene Ontology annotation, molecular function: sequence-specific DNA binding; zinc ion binding. The coding region runs from base 503 to 2128 and encodes 541 amino acids.